This is a messenger RNA of Ogataea philodendri, 276 nucleotides long. RefSeq lists its product as uncharacterized. Lineage: Eukaryota; Fungi; Ascomycota; Pichiomycetes; Pichiales; Pichiaceae. The transcript has a single exon. Bases 1 to 276 code for a protein of 91 amino acids. The record is from RefSeq and is a predicted model, not a curated record.
AUGAUAUCGCUCAAUCGCACUAGAGCCAGCGUCGCAAACACGGCCGGAACAAACGUGGUGAGGUGCAAGUACCACGGCCGUCGUCCGGAGGCCAGAAUCGCCAAUAUGAACAGCAACCACGAUGCCACCGCCACCGAGCACAUCACAAAGUUGAUAAUCAGCACCGAGUCCAUGAAACUGUCUCUUGUGGACGGCAGAAUUGUAUCACUGAAGAAUUGUCCGUUAGACUGCAAAUACUUGUGGAGUCCUUCCAAAUCAGAAACGUUGGCAAAAUAG